Molecule: messenger RNA, 501 nt
Organism: Branchiostoma belcheri (Belcher's lancelet)
Lineage: Eukaryota; Metazoa; Chordata; Leptocardii; Amphioxiformes; Branchiostomatidae
Product: lactadherin-like
Exons: 4
Coding region: 13-501 (162 amino acids)
Source: RefSeq, a predicted model, not a curated record
GAAAACGGCAACAUGACCACCACAGACCACAGUAACACCUACCAAGACGAGGUGCAGUUCACCUGUGACGCUGGGUUUGUUCUAGAGGGCGCUGCUGUAGUGAGAUGCCGGGCUGACGGCCGUUGGACGUCGAUGCUACCAACAUGUUCAACAGCUGGAGCCCAAACUUCACCUGCCUGUAUGGAUCCGAUGGGGAUGGAAGAUGGCAGCAUUCCAGACAACAGCAUCACUGCGUCCUCAGUCUACCGCUAUGAACACAGGGCGUACUAUGGCCGCCUCAACAGCCUGCAUGAGAAAGGCGCAUGGGUCGCAGGGGCAAACCAGGCUGGCCAAUGGCUUCAGGUUGACCUGGGCGGACCUGCUGUGGUCCACGGCGUCGUCACACAAGGCAGGAGGACGGCUGACCAGUGGGUGACGUCAUACAAGCUGCAGCGCAGCUGGAAGGGAACGUCCUGGACAACCUACACGGGCACCGACGGGUCGGACAAGAAACUGAUUUAA